Messenger RNA from Ricinus communis (castor bean), 1102 nucleotides. Its product is annotated as alpha carbonic anhydrase 4. The record is from RefSeq and is a predicted model, not a curated record. Bases 86 to 889 code for a protein of 267 amino acids. Gene Ontology annotation, molecular function: zinc ion binding; carbonate dehydratase activity. The transcript is spliced from 7 exons. NCBI's taxonomy places the organism in Eukaryota, Viridiplantae, Streptophyta, Magnoliopsida, Malpighiales, Euphorbiaceae.
CUCAAGCUCAACUAAUGAUGAGCUAUAAAAAUUCAGUAAAUUGGAGACUCACAAAGAAGAAAAGAAAAGAAAAAACACAUAUAAUAUGAUGAAGAGUUACAAUUUCAACGUUCUUCUUCUGAUUAUUGUUUUAUGCUCUCUCACUCUACUUUCCAGUGCUUCUAUGUCCUUAGAAACUGGUGAUGAAAGUCCAUAUUUAUAUAGAGAGGGCACUGGCAAAGGACCUAAGGAGUGGGGUCUAAUCAAUAGAAGAUGGAGAACAUGUAGCAAUGGGAAAUUGCAAUCUCCAGUCAAUCUUUCUCAACAAAAAGUUCAAGUGUUGCCCAGUCUAGGCAAAUUGAAACGAGAUUACCAACCAGCACCAGCAACUAUUAAAAACCGAGGACAUGAUAUCACAGUCAGAUGGAAAGGAAAUGCUGGUAAAAUUAAGGUCAAUGGGACCAUUUUUAAACUGCUACAGUGUCAUUGGCAUUCACCAUCUGAGCACACCUUCAAUGGCUCAAGGUUUGAAUUAGAGCUUCAUAUGGUUCACUUUAGCCCCGAAAGAAAAAUAGCUGUUGUGGCUAUAGUUUAUGAAUAUGGUCGCCCUGAUUCUUUCCUUUCAAGGCUAUUUCAUCAUAUAAAAUCAGUUGGGAAAGAAGAGAGAAAUAUAGGGAUUAUUAAUCCAGGAGAUAUCAAAUUUGGGAGUAGAAAGUAUUACAGAUAUAUUGGUUCUCUUACAGUUCCUCCCUGCACUGAAGGAGUAAUUUGGACAAUAAGCAAGAAGAUAAGAACGGCUUCGAGGGAGCAAGUGAAAGCACUGAGAGACGUUGUUCAUGAUGGUUUUAAGACAAAUGCAAGGCCAACUCAGCCAUCACAUGAAAGAGCAAUUUAUCUAUACUCUCCUUAGAAGUAUAAAAAUUGAGAAAUUUCUAGAUAAAUUCAAUCUAUUAAAUCAUCUAUAGAUAAAAUGUAGUAUUAUUUAUUAAUUAUUAUAUUUUACAUUGAUUGGUUUAUUUGUUAUUAUUAACUACACAUAAAUUAAAGCCAAUCAAUGUAAAUGCAACAACUAAUAAACAAUGCCAUAUGACGAUAUAUAAGUAAUUUUGUCCAAGGAUGACAU